Molecule: messenger RNA, 1232 nt
Organism: Lindgomyces ingoldianus
Lineage: Eukaryota; Fungi; Ascomycota; Dothideomycetes; Pleosporales; Lindgomycetaceae
Exons: 1
Coding region: 51-794 (247 amino acids)
Source: RefSeq, a predicted model, not a curated record
GUCGUAUUUCCUCCCCCCGCAAAUUAUACCCCAGAGCGUGCCUAUCUGCCAUGACACACUCUCAUUUCCUAUCCCUCCCGGCCGAACUAAGAAAUGCCAUCUAUGUCUUCGUUUUUCCAACUCACGAUCACCUGAAGAGAUUAAAUGACGCUGAAGCCGAGCAAAGAGAUGUGCUCGAUGUCUCAGGGCCCCGAGCCUUUCGCUGUGCAGGAAGGGACCUUGCGCUCCUGCUCGUCUGUCGCCAGGUGUAUUCCGAAGCGCAUGUUCUCGCCUUCAGCCUCACUAAGUUCUUAGUGCUUCAUGAAUCUGCAGAAACAACUCGUCAGGCGCUCAUCUUUGCUAAAUUUCCCACCGAAAAGCUCUCUUGCAUCAAGUCCCUGACUAAAAUCGUCCACACACCCUUUUUCUAUUCUGAAGAGCUCCUUCUCUCGAUCGUUCAAAUGGCCCUUAUACCAGAGCUAAAUUCGCUUGAGGAGGCUACGCUCUUCUGCUCGCGUCCUCAAAGCUGUCGGUUACACCCUAGUCGCGGAUAUACUUUCUUCAAGAGUGAUUAUUACGAAAAGUGGUUUGCAAAGUAUGCCUUAGCGCCUAAGGGUGAUUUCAGGGUCACCGCAAGGGUGUUCAAGGACGCAGAGGAUAAAAUUGGUAGGAGGGUUGGGAGAGGAAGACCUAUGACAAGACAGGAACAUUGCGUAGAAUGGUCUGUGACGUGGAAGGAGCCGACUGAAAGCGGAGAAAGAGAACGGAAGUUGACCAUAAGAUUGAUAGAGAGGAUGAGAUAUGAUGCUGAGUGACUGCGAGGAAAUCAUCUUUGAGGGUAGUAUUCCCCGAUAUUCGAGUUAAUUCCGAGUUAAGGCAAAGAUACGAAUCUCUGAGACUCUUCGCUGACACCUCUUCGGUUCUUGGUCGAGAGAGGCGGAGAUGCCCUACAGACAACAACUAUGAAGACAAGAGAAUCGCAACAGUUGGACAUGCCACGGGCUAUUUAAAGGCUAGCUUGCUGCUGCGGUACAACACUUAGAAACCAUACUGUUAGUGACAAUAUGGCACAGAGUAUGCUAAGUUCAGAGUUACAUAGGAGAAGACUGCCGUGCCUAUUACUGGCUCCAGGGGGCUCUUGAGGAAGGUACCUUCAACAAGAAGAAAAGCGGAGUGGUUGUAGCCAUACUUUUGGAAGCCACGUCUUUCUCACGCUUGUGCUUAAUAAGACAUUCCGGACUUUGUGAUUCAUA